Aspergillus ibericus CBS 121593 is the source of this 2040-nucleotide messenger RNA. RefSeq lists its product as uncharacterized. NCBI's taxonomy places the organism in Eukaryota, Fungi, Ascomycota, Eurotiomycetes, Eurotiales, Aspergillaceae. Gene Ontology annotation, cellular component: cytoplasm. The record is from RefSeq and is a predicted model, not a curated record. Gene Ontology annotation, biological process: cellular response to oxidative stress. The transcript has 2 exons. Bases 1 to 2040 code for a protein of 679 amino acids.
AUGGCCGAGGAAGAAGAUCCCCUCAUCCAGGCUCUGCCUCCUGCGACCGACUACCUGACCUACCUCACCCUCCUCGAAUACCAGCUCACCCCCGCCCGCCUACCCACCCUUCACAAGCUCCUCCAGGAUGAGGUGCUCACAACCAACAUCGGUUGGGAUCUGGUGCAGUUGUUGCUGCCAAUGCUGCCCCAGUCCACCGAUUGCCUGCACGAUAUUGCCCGAUUGGGAAAUCCGAGGGAGGUGAUUUUGCGAGUUUCGGAUGCGCUCAUGAAGCUACAACCCGAGGACGAGGAUGAAGAUAGUGAAGAUGAGACUGCUGAGCCCGCUGGGCUAGGGAAUUCCGGUCAAGCGGGGGAGUCAUCGCAGAAUGCUGCGGGUAGCGAAGGGAGGCCCUCUGCCUUGCCUCGCCAUGUCGUACAGUUCAAUACGCUGGUCGCAAUGCUGUCGGUUCUUCACUCCCGCAUCCAAACCAAGUCCCCCAGUCGUUUUCUUGCGACAUCGUUGCAGGCCGUGCUGGAGGCAUAUACCCUCAUGCCUACGAGUGAGACUACAAUUGCGCUGCUAGAGUUCUUCAGAACUGUGUCGCCGUCAAAGAGACCGGCGCCGCCUCCAAGAGUGCCCAGCGAGUCAAGCGUGCUGCGUCUGGCGGUAGCAACAGCGCCCGACCCAGAAGCAGAGGUUCAGUCACCAUCCCCGGCAAGUGAUGAGGAACCGGUGUUAGUCCAGAAAUUCUUGCAAUUUGGUCUGCUAGAGGUCCUGAAAUCAUAUCUUUUGAGCUUCUCCGGUCCCUCGGAUCCGGGACUGUCUUGGGCUAUUAGGUUGCAAGAAAAACUGCAACCUGGGAUGCGAUUGAUCAAGCAGGAAACGCAGAGUGAUCUCUUCGCAAACCACAAGGAGCUGAAAGAGAGGGACAUGAUCAUUGCAAAAAUUACGGCUCUAUCUCGAGAUUUCGGUCUCAAUGAUAAGGCGCUUCUGGAGAUUGUUCUUCAGUCUCCAGGUGACCAGCCUCUCCCUCUAGAUUUCGAGGAGCCUCCCAGGAAGGCGGAUGAGAUUCCACUAGAAAGACAUGGAUCUCUGCUUCUGCUUGCGGCCCGGGCGGCCACUGCAGAGCUGUUCUCAUCUGGCCAGGUCACUCCUAUCGCCAUUUUCCCCGAGCUGGCACGAAUCUUCCAGAAUUUCGUCGGAGGGUACAAUUCGCCCGACGACGUGGCAUUUGGGCAGCCCCAAGUGCUGCUAGACUCGUUGCUUACUCUGACUGUCUUCUCCAAUCAACAAACGAGCUUCCCAGCUCCCAGUGAGAAGGACUUUGUCAAGUUCGUUCUGACCUUGACCGCUUGCACAGCGCGCCAAAAUUACAGCUCCGUGCGACGGAUUCCCGGAACACUGAUUCAGAAACACCCGUCGCAAGUGACGCAGUUCAAAGUUAUCCGGACCGUCCUGGAAGACGACCGCUUCCAGUCCGUAAAGGACAGUGCAAUUGGAUGGCUAAAGACGGGGAUCCUCGCGGCAGCAAAUUCGUCCGAACUGGGCACUCCGUCCGAGCCCAGCAUCUUUCUCAACCCGCACUACUUUUCGGUGCUGUUCCCUUCGCUCUUCAACUCCUCCGAAUUAUUCAUGAACGUAUCCUCCGACCUCGUGGCAUCCUGGAUCAAGUUCUCGCAGACCCUCUCUCCAUCCAUCCAUGCGGCCCUCAGUCUCUACUACACCCUCGUGUCCUCGCUGAACCUGCGUAAGCAACUGCAGCUCGAAAAGACCUAUGUCUACUUCCGCAACCGGUUCCUGGAGCCUCUCAAGUCCCUCUGCCACGCCUUCGAAGCGGACCUGGUGCGGAACGGUGGGGAUGGAAAGAUCGAAGCUGCGGUUGGCGAGAGCCUGAGCCAAGUUGGCAUGGCGCGAUCGGUCGGACUGGUGUCGUACAUGCUGGAACAGGUCGAGGACGCCGUCGGAGAGGCUUUUGUGCUACAGGACUCGGAGCUACCGGAGCCGAGCGCGGACGACAUCGCGCGGGUGGAUAUGAUCCGAAAGGAGACGUCACCAUGA